GUGUUGUUCGACGCCGCGAAUAAGCAGAAAGGUAGGGUAUUAACCACGUGAUACUAUGUAUGUGCCUGAGGAUGAGUAACCUUAUUGUUCUUGCAUUUCUAGGUACCUAACCUCUAUCUUUACUCUGUAAAUUCAAAUUGAAAGACAAAUCCAACGUCUUCCCAGCAGCCCGGCAGAAUCCCAGCCCAGUUCGUAAAGAAUCUGUGACUCGCAGAAACUAGAUCCUCUGCUACGGGGGGAUACUUCCGCCAUGGCACAGCAACCGACGUAUCUACUUGCACCCAACUUCCACUUCAAGCCCGGAACCGGCCCCAUCGCGCUAGGCAAUAUCAUCGUGGACCCGCUUCGACCGCACCGAGCACUGACGACCGUAGACGCGAGCACGCUAGAGGCGACAUACCCGCGCGUCGAGAGGAUACUUGACCAUAACCGGAGCAUGACGCGCGGGAGUAGCCGCGAAAUGUCGAUAGCCGUAUGGGCCCAGUUCGUGCAGACCGUCGGUACAAAGGUCUCGGGAGAACGCGGCGCCAGUAUACGCAAUCACUAUACUAUGGAUACCGUGGAGACCACGUACUUUGUCGCAGAUCCUCCGCUGGAGGAGAUCGAGACCCGCCUGAAGGCCCCGCGUGUUCAGGCUGUCAUCAAGGCCGGCAGCAUAUUCGCCUUGCGGCAGCCGGUUUAUAUGGUCACAGGCUUGAUGAUUGCAAAGGGCUUCUCAAUCCUUCAGGAGAGCGGGUUGCAUAGCACUGGUGUGGUGGAAGUCAGCGGCAAUGCUCCCACGCCCGCUGGCGAUGUCGGGUUGGGAGCCAAUCUUGCCAAGUCCACCAACACUGACGAGAGUGACACAUGGAAGGCAGGCGAAGACAUUGUGUUUGCCUACCAGCUCCUUAAGAUCGAGAUUAAGGGCUGGAAAGGGACAAAAAUCAAGUACGAUGAGCUUAGGCACAAAGCAGCGUAUCUCAGCAAAGACGAUGAGGAUGAUGACGAGGACGACGAUAAGGAGGAUGAGGACGAGAUUACGGGACAUGUGACAACAAGUGUAGCGAGCGUGAAUAAUAUAUCCAUUUCCCACGGCAUAGGUGGACUUACGACAAUGCAGUUGGGAGAGGGCGAGAGCAAGAUAACAUGUAUUUCACUAGACGAUAUGCAACAUAGUAAAGAUUAAGGAAUCAACCCCAAACUACCCUAGGUAUCAAUAUAUAUCA
Molecule: messenger RNA, 1205 nt
Organism: Botrytis cinerea B05.10
Lineage: Eukaryota; Fungi; Ascomycota; Leotiomycetes; Helotiales; Sclerotiniaceae
Exons: 1
Coding region: 251-1165 (304 amino acids)
Source: RefSeq, a predicted model, not a curated record